Nicotiana attenuata is the source of this 684-nucleotide messenger RNA. RefSeq lists its product as uncharacterized. The record is from RefSeq and is a predicted model, not a curated record. Lineage: Eukaryota; Viridiplantae; Streptophyta; Magnoliopsida; Solanales; Solanaceae. The transcript is spliced from 2 exons. Bases 1 to 684 code for a protein of 227 amino acids.
AUGAGUUUUUCUCAAUUGGCUCCUCCAGUCUUUGAUGGUGAAAAUUACCAACUGUGGGCAGUGAGAAUGGAGACUUACUUGGAGGCUAUAGAUCUUUGGAAGGCCGUGGAAGAGGAUUAUGAUGUUCUUCCGCUGCCUAACCAUCCCACGGUGGCCCAGAUCAAGAGUCACAAGGAAAAGAAAACCAGAAAAUCAAAGGCGAAAGAAACUUUGUUUGCUGGUGUGUCUGCAACAAUUUUCACGAGAGUUAUGGCUUUCAAAUCAGCAAAAGAAAUCUGGGAUUAUCUGAAGGAAGAAUAUACAGGAGAUGAAAGAAUACAAGGCAUGAAGGUGUUGAAUUUAAUAAGGGAAUUCGAGUUGCAGAAAAUGAAGGAAUCUGAGACUGUCAAAGAUACUCAGAUCGGUUGCUUGGCAUUGUUAACAGUCUUUGAUGGUGACAAUUGCCAACUGUGGGCAGUGAGAAUGGAGACUUACUUGGAGGCUUUAGAUCUUUGGGAGGCCGUGGAAGAGGAUUAUGAUGUUCUUUCGCUGCCUAACAAUCCCACGGUGACCCAGAUCAAGAGUCACAAGGAAAGAAAACCAGGAAAUCAAAGGCGAAAACAACUUUGUUUGCUGGUGUGUCUGCAACAAUUUUCACGAGAGUUAUGGCUCUCAAAUCAGCAAAAGAAAUCUGGGAUUAUCUGA